CAAGACACUUGAGCUGAGACCAGCAGCAGCAGCAGCAUCAUCAGCAGCAUCAGCAGCAGCAGCAGCAGCAGCAGCUUCAGCACCUCCUAAACUCCCACUCUGCACACACUCUCACACCGGCUCUACGGGUCUGCUGCUCCGUCACGCUCAGCUUUCUCUGGCUUUACUUCUCUUUCUUUCUCUUUCUCUCUUCUUUCUCAUCCUCUGCUCUUCACUGGUGUAGUCAGGAUGCAGAUUUUGGCCAGCUUAGUGUCUCUGCUGCUGGUGCUGUACAGUGUGAGGGCAGCGGCCGUGCUUCCAGUGGAGGAGAGGAGCCCAGCGCACACCAGGGAGCUGAGUAAAGAACGUAAGGAGCUGAUCCUGAAGCUCGUGUCCGGUCUCCUGGAUGGAGUGGACAACAGCGUGCUGGGCGGGGAUCUGGUCCCCAUGGAGGCAGAGGAGCCCCUGGAGUCACGACUGGAGGAGAGAGCCGUCUACAACCGGUUAUCACAGCUGCCCCAGAGAGACCGCAAAGCCCCCUGUAAAAACUUCUUCUGGAAAACCUUCACCUCCUGCUAACAGUGCCAGCCUGCCAGCCUCCGACCGGGUUCCUCCAUCCGAACGCCCACCUCUCCACCUCCCACCUUCUUCUUCUUCUUCUUCUUCUCCACCAAACCCCCCGAAACUAUGAACUGUGUGCACUUUCACUGUAGUUACCAUCACCAACACCGCCGUCGAGAGAAAGGGUCGCCGUGGACUUGUGGACUGAUGCAGCCAGUUUGUUAAAGAUACUGAUGAUUAUAUUUAUCUAUUUAUUGACAGAAUGAUUUAAUAUGUAUUUAUUUAUUUGUUUAAUUAUUUUCUUGUUUCUCGUUUCUGAACAUCUCAGACCAAUAAAGCAUGGUGAAGCAAUUUGCUUUUUGAUAAGGGAUGUCUCAUUCUCUGUGGUCAACCCUCGGGACAGAAAAGAAAAAAGCAGUCAACUGUUUUAUCCCAAUGGAGAAAUAAACGUAUAACCGAUCAAA
Astyanax mexicanus (Mexican tetra) is the source of this 1004-nucleotide messenger RNA. It is a transcript of the gene sst7, whose product is annotated as somatostatin family member 7. Gene Ontology annotation, biological process: regulation of cell migration. The transcript has 2 exons. Lineage: Eukaryota; Metazoa; Chordata; Actinopteri; Characiformes; Acestrorhamphidae. Gene Ontology annotation, cellular component: extracellular region. Gene Ontology annotation, molecular function: hormone activity. The coding region runs from base 229 to 558 and encodes 109 amino acids. The record is from RefSeq and is a predicted model, not a curated record.